Molecule: messenger RNA, 2985 nt
Organism: Naegleria lovaniensis
Lineage: Eukaryota; Heterolobosea; Eutetramitea; Acrasida; Naegleriidae
Exons: 1
Coding region: 1-2985 (994 amino acids)
Source: RefSeq, a predicted model, not a curated record
AUGCCAGACCAGAAACAUCAUCAUGGGAAAGUUAGUACUGCUUCUGCCGACUCCUCCAGAGCCAAUAAUGCAAAUGAGUAUUCGGCACAAGCAUCCUCACAAACACCAUCACAGAAAAAUCGAGCAACAAGUAGUAGUAAGGGCAGUAUUGAAUUAUCAAAUGUUGAGGCAAACAGAGCAAGCCAUCUUCAGAGACCCAUAGUAACAGACUCUACACUUGAGAUGGAAGCUUCACCAGCCGAUGUACAUCAUGAUAUGGAGCCCAUUCAUAUUUCCGCUGCCUUAGAUGAGGAUGAUGAUGAAUUUACAAGUACUUCUCUCUCUAGUAACAACAACAUGAAUCACAGUGAAAAAUACAUAACCGAUUUAAUUCUGGACGAAGAGGAAUGGAGAAAGCAAUUAGACGAAAUUCAGAAAGAUCUAUCAAUACCAAAACACAAUGAAUCUAAAGGUUCAGAAGCUGUUGAUAUCUCAUCAUCGUCAGAGUACGUGGAUCAUCAUGAUCGUUCAUCCAAGAAUGAGUACCUAAAAGAAGUUCAAAAUCUAUUGGUAAAGAUCAAACAUGAACGAGAGAAAACUAGCCCACUCCGGGAUCAUCACUUCAGGACAGACAGUGUUAGCACAAGCAUUCUUUCCAAGAUGAUGAGAAAGAAUUUGGACGACGAUUUGGAGAAUGUCAUUGAGGAAAGUACAAGAUUAUUGAGGGAAGAACUUCCCAUGUUUUCGUAUGAGCUUAAAUCUCCUAACACAUUAGGAUUUUCGGAGUUAGUGGUAAAAUCGCAACGAGAAAAGCGUCGUAAAUCACCAUCAUCCUAUGGUCUUCAUCAUACACCAACGCUUUCAAAACCGGUGAAUGAUUUUCCUUUUCACUUACUUGAAUAUUCCAACUAUGACAUCUCAAGAGGAGUUUUCAAAGAUAGCAAUCACAGAAGGUAUCACUUCUCUUCUAGCCACGAAGAUGAAGACGGAGACGAUCUUUCAACGAAAUUCUUUCCUCAUCUUAACGAGACCAUUCAAAAGGCGACACCGAGUAGUAGGAGACGCCUUAAAUCUAACAUUGUGCAAACCAAAAAUACAGGGAUCACAACGCCAGACAAGAGAGAAUAUUAUGCGAAUUCUACAGAAAUUCUGCCAAGCAAUCUGACGAGUAAUCACAUCUAUGAGACCGAAGAUGAUAACUCUCCCAAUAAUAAUAUCAACAAUUUCACACCAAAGUCGUCUGUAUCCUCUACUAUUACUGAACAGUUAUCACCAAUCACAGACCUUUCUCCAUCUAUACCACUGGUAUCAAAGCCCAUAAAUGACGAAGUAACAAACUCCUCAUUGGCAGAAGCUGUUAAACAGGACGAGAAUAAUGAUAAAGAGACAGAUAGGUUUGUCACCGAAACAGUGAUCACGGUGAUGCAAACAAAAGAAGAUGAACUUUCACUCAUUGACAGAGAUUCCUUUAAGGACGAUCAAUUAUUGGCUUGUGACAAGAGUAUUCAAGAAGACCACCUUAGAACAGAUGCUGAAUCUCUACCUCAAGAGCCACUAGAUAUCGCAGAAGAUAAGGAAGACGACGAAAAUAACGAUUCAGACUCAAUAUCCAAUAAGGUUGAUCCAUUUAACGAUCAAAUUCAUCAUGAACUUUCUCCGAAACCAUUGGACGAGCCUGAAAUUGUAUCUUCUUUGGAGACUGUGCCACCUGAGGUCACAGAAACAUUGGAUGACGCACAAGAGUUGAAUAAUGAACAGUGCUGCUCUCCAAAUGAGUCAACGCCUGUCAAUGAUUCAUACAACAUCACUCAUCCUGGAGAGCAAGAGAAGCAACAUAUUAGAGAGUUAUUGAUCGUUUCAACUCCGAUAAUUACUGUAGAACCCUCAUCAACACCACACAAUGAAAUAGUUUUGAGCACACCUCUUGAUCUUGUUGACGAGGCCACCAGCACCGAUGACAAUACUGAGGUAACCCCAACACCUCAAAUGAUAUUAUUUGAAGACAAGGGCACAUCUCCAGAAAAAUUUUCUGAUGAGAACAUUUCUGAUCAUGAUUCUUCAAAGAAAAUGCUUUCUCAUAACGAUGACCGUGUUAAUUCAGAAACGGAUGAAAAUCAUGAAAUUGACGAAGAAGAUCUUUUAAACUCUUCUCAGGAUUACAUAUAUGAUAUUUCAUCGCUAAGUGGAAUUAAAUUGGAGAACUUUCAUAAUUUAGAGUUUCUGGAGCCUGAAGGAGAUAGUCCCAUCCACCAUCAAGUGGAAAAGUCGAAAGAGCUAACCACUGCACGACAUGAUGAGGAUAGAAAGCAAGACCAUCUUGAGGAAGAGCAAGAUCGUAUUCCAUCAUGCUCAAAUCAUUACCGUUCUGAAAAGCACCCAGAGACAAGCUGCUUCAUCUCAGAAAGUGAAAAAAAUAAUCUACCAAUCAAGAAUGAAGCAAGAAACACUACAAUUCCUAAAAAGGAGUCGCCAAAGGACCUUAACACCAUUGGAUUUCAAGACAUUAUUCGAUCUCUCAACGAAAGCACACAGUCGAUUCUUAACAUCAGUCACACCUCAAAGGAUAAGAAAGCAGCCACUUCUUACAGUACCACUAAUUUUGCAACUCCACAUAAGACUGACUCCUCGAUACCAACUCUUUUAAUGGAUGACACUGAAAUGCUCCUUUCCCCUAUUUUCCAUGAGAGUACUCACAGCCCAACUCUCAACAACAAAUACAAUACAACCACUCCUCCACAUGGCUCGAGUAGUGUAAACCGAUCCUCAUCCUCAUCUCCAAAUUAUGACAAUAUAUCUACAAGCUCUAUCUCACCUAAACGAAGAACAGUCACCAAGAAAUCUAACAACGCUUCUGAUAACAAGACGAUCCCUUAUUCUGAAGUAAGGCAUUUACAAAAACAAACGUACAAUCACUCUACAAUUGGAUGGUAUCUCAAUUUAUGCAGUGACAAGUAUAGUAGGACUCCACAGCCUUCCGAAAAGUCAUCAUCAGUAAAGUGGGUUUGA